Messenger RNA from Saccoglossus kowalevskii, 4380 nucleotides. Its product is annotated as endoplasmic reticulum aminopeptidase 1-like. Gene Ontology annotation, cellular component: cytoplasm; membrane. Gene Ontology annotation, biological process: proteolysis; peptide catabolic process. Lineage: Eukaryota; Metazoa; Hemichordata; Enteropneusta; Harrimaniidae. The record is from RefSeq and is a predicted model, not a curated record. Gene Ontology annotation, molecular function: peptide binding; zinc ion binding; metalloaminopeptidase activity.
GGAAGAAGACGGAGGGAGAGAUCGUAUGCCAAGAGGGGGAGGGAAGUACGAAAUGAUGGAGGACUCGGCUCCACCGCCAAAAUCAGUUUCCAAAAUAACAGCUGUCAUAAUAGUAUCAUGUGUGGUUCUGGCGAUUAUUAUUAUCGCGAUCGUCGUCGCUGUCUACGUUCCGAGCGGGGUUCCGUAUACCUCGAUUCGACUACCUCUCAACGUAAUACCACAGACAUACGAUAUUUUUUUGCAUCCAAACUUAACGACCGAAGAGUUCGCAGGAACUGUCACAAUCCAGUUAAAAGUUGUCCAAGAAACAUCGUCAGUUAUCGUACACAUGAAAGACUUGAAGUUUACUAGGACACCUGAAAUCACGCCCGUUGUUUCAAAACGAGACACGGUUACGCAAGAUAUCAGAGUAAAGGACACGGCACCGAUAAACGACUUGGAGAUGAUGUACCUCGAGCUGUCCCAGGAACUGCAAGUCGGUAUGUUGUAUAACUUGAAGAUGAGCUUCAGCGGUCAGCUGAAUUCGGAAGGACUCGACGGUUUUUAUAAAAGCGUCUACAAGGCGGCAAAUGGCGAGGAAAGAGUUAUAGCGACAACUCAUUUUGAACCGACUGCAGCUCGUAAAGCCUUCCCAUGUCUGGAUGAACCUGAGUUGAAAGCCAACUUUACCAUGAAGAUAGUACGAGACAAGAUGCAUAAAGCGCUGUUCAACAUGCCAUUGGUGGAACCACCGUUGGUCGCAUCCACUAACUACGGGGACAAUCUCAUGCAGGAUAAUUUUCAGACGACCGUUAAGAUGAGUUCGUAUCUGGUCGCUUUCAUCGUUUGCGAUUUUGAUUUCAGAAGUAAUACGACAACGACUGGUAAAGAGGUUCGUGUUUAUGCUCCAUCAGACACCAUAGAUGAAGUGGAAGUGGCAUUAUCGGCCGGUACCAAAAUAUUGGAAUAUUACGAGGAGUAUUUCAGUGUACCAUACCCACUUCCCAAACAAGAUAUGGUAGCUAUUCCAGACUUUGCUGCGGGUGCAAUGGAGAAUUGGGGAUUAAUAACUUAUAGAUUGACGGCACUGCUGUACAAAGAAGGUGUUACAUCAGAGAGGAACAAACAAUGGGUUUGUAUCGUGGUAGCACACGAACUUGCACAUCAGUGGUUUGGUAAUUUGGUUACCAUGGAGUGGUGGAAUGACCUGUGGUUAAAUGAAGGUUUUGCUAGUUAUGUGGAAUACAUCGGAACCAAUCAUACCUAUCCAGAAUGGAAAAUGCUGGACCAGUUUAUUUACUUAACCACACAAGAAGCUUUGGUAGAAGAUAGUCUGAGUAACUCUCAUCCGAUUUCAGUGCCAGUCACUGACCCCAAUGAAAUUAACGAGCUAUUCGAUGGUAUAUCAUAUGACAAGGGAGCAUCUAUUAUUAGGAUGUUGGAAAAUUUUCUGACACCAGAUGUGUUCAGACAGGGUCUAACUGACUACCUGACGAGACAUCAAUACGGGAAUGCCAGGACUGAUGACCUAUGGGAAGCCAUGACAAAGAGCAGCGAAACCAAUGGAGAAAAAGUAAAUGUGAAAGAGGUUAUGGACACAUGGACGUUACAGAUGGGGUACCCCGUGGUGACGCUGUCACGAAAAGGGGGCAAUAUAACCGCUACACAGGAACGAUUUUUGAUUUACCCCGAAGGCGAACCAUCUACAGAAUUCACAUCGCCAUUUGGCUAUAAAUGGCAAAUUCCAUUGACCUUUAUAACCUCAGACAACAGUAAACAAGAAACAAAGUUGAUGAAAGAAGACACAGAAACUGUCCUGAAGGGAAAUCCAACAUGGAUCAAAGGCAACGUCGACGUCGCUGGUUUUUAUCGAGUAAACUACGACAGCUGGGAUGCCAUCAUUCAUACAUUGAAGACAAAUCAUAAUGAAUUCACGUCAGCUGAUCGAACUGGACUGAUUGAUGACGUUUUUCAUUUUGGAAGGUCUGGACAUGUUUCACAGAUAACAGCUCUAGAUAUGUCGCUUUAUUUAAAAAAUGAGACAGAUUAUGUUCCCACGGUAACUGCUAUAUCUAAUUUGAAAUAUAUUGGAAAAGUUCUUCUGGGAGAUGAAAAUGGUUAUAAACUAUACAAGGAUUACAUUUUACAACAAUUUGACCAUCUCAUAUCAAACGUUGGUUGGGAAGAUGUUGGAGACCAUUUACAAAAAUUUAUGCGUAGCAGUGUGUUGAGUUUAGGUGUUUCAUACGGUCAUGAAGAUGCAACAAAAAAAAGUCUGGAAAUAUUCAACAAAUGGAAGACUGACUCAGAAGAAGUUAGCGCUAAUCUAAAGGACACUGUCUACUAUUCUGGUAUCCGCAAUAACGGCAACGAUGCGUGGGAUUUCGUGUGGGAUAAAUACCUAGCAUGGAGCCUGGACGAAAAAAAAAUCCGUUCUCAGGAUACUGUUUCUGUAGUGUCUCAGAUCGCUGGCAAUCCUUUCAGAGGACGCGAGUUGGUUUGGGAUUUUGUUACCAAAAACUGGCAGACUUUCCUUGAUAGAUAUUCGACUGGUUCAUUUGAAAUGGAUAACCUGAUAACUGCAAUGACGACAGGAUUCUCAGAAAGAUCUGACCUUGAAAAGAUUGAGACAUUCUUUGCAGCCAAUCCUGAUGCAGGUAGCGGUACACGUGCUAUCAAACAAGCGAUUGAAGCGGUGAACAUGAAUGUUGCAUGGGUGGAGGCUCAUAAGGAGGAAGUCAUUGAUUGGCUGAGUCAAAAUGCGCAAAAUCCUCCUCGUAUGGUGCGUGAUAGACUAUGAAGUAUUCUCCCAAGAUGCAUUGCAGUUGUUUAGUUUCAGAGUUGUGGGUGUUCAGACAAAUAGUGCGAUAUAUUAAGUAUAUUGAAUUCUAUUGUAAGACUGUGAAUACUGUAAACACUGUCAACACAAACAUUACGAAUAUUGUAAACAGUGUGAACACUAUGAACACUAAUGCAAAUAUUUUGAACACUAGACACUAAAAUCUAUGAGCACUACAAAUCCUGACCUCUGCAAAAACUGUAAACACUACAGACACUGAAAACUAUGAACACUGAACACUACAAACACUAAAAAAAGGGAAUACUAAACACUGUGAACACUGAACACUACAAACACUAAAAAAAGGGAACACUGUGAACACUGAACACUACAAACACUAAAAAAAGGGAAUACUAAACACUGUGAACACUGAACACUGAACACUACAAACACUAAAAAAAGGGAAUACUAAACACUGUGAAUAGUACAAACACUAAAAGCUCUUUGAAACACUCCCAAACCCUUCAGCCAAUCGUUGAAUUCUAUGGCCUAGCCAUGAUGUUGUCUUUCCAAUAUUGAAAAAUACACUUCAAAUGUAUAUCAGAAAACACUGUUAAUGUUAGAAGCUUACAUAUAGUUGGAAAUAAUUGAAACAUAGGUAAGAAGGCUGCUUGUAAUACUUACAUAAAAUGGAAGCAUUUAUGUAAACUAGCCCCAGUAUCAGAGUCUGGUUGUACUUGCAAUGUAAUGUGCCACAUGGGUUACAUGUAGAUUCAGGUGGGAGUGAUGUAACCCAGUCGUUUGACAAUAUUAUCAGAUAAAAGCUGAAGAUAAUGUACUUACUUGUACUAGAUCUCGUAUUUCUCCUCGUAGCCAUCCCCAUAUUCGGCUUGUAGUUAAAGAUUAAACACUAUUCAACAUUGGUGAACAUUAAAUACUGAUAAAAAAUGAACACAAGCAAACAUUAAACGUUUGUGAACAUUGAACACUAGCUAACCUUGAAAACUUGCGAACUUUGAACACUAGCUUAAACAUUGAACAUUUGUGAACAUUGAACAUUAGCCAACACUGAACACUUGCGAACAUUGAACACUAGCCAACAUUGAACACUUGUGAACAUUGCACACUAGCCAACACUGAACAAUUGUGAGCAUUAAACACUGGUCAGCAUUGAACACUAGUCAGCAUUGAACAUUUGUGAACAUUGAACACUUGCCAACACUGAACACUUGCGAACAUUGAACACUUGUGAACAUUGCACACUAGCCAACACUGAACAAUUGUGAGCAUUAAACACUGGUCAGCAUUGAACACUAGUCAGCAUUGAACAUUUGUGGACACUAGCACACAUAGAACAUUGGUGAACAUUGAACACUGGGCAACAUUAUACAUUGGUGAAUAUUGAAAUCUAGUUGAACAUUUAUGGAAAUAUUGCACCUAUAUGGAAAAACACUGGAGAGACUCAACAGCGGAUGAGUCAUCACAUUUUGUGAACAAGUACAAUCAAGACACUGGGAGUCUUCAAAACAAAUAUUUUUUCUCAGAGGUCAUAAACUCAUGGGAAUCAUUUCGCUCUUGUCUGGUUGCUUCAUCAUAUGAACAGUGUUUUCUGCCUUAACGUA